AUGGCUGCAGUGAAGAUGUCGUCCCAACUGGACCAGUCCACCGUGCAGGGGUUGGCCAACCCCACAACCUUAGCUGCAGGAGACGAUGGGGCGAGGUCACCUAAGCAGCAGGAGGAGCAGCAGCACCAGCCCCGCAUGUCGUUGUCGACGACGAACAGAGGUCCUCUCCUGGUGAGGGUAUCGAACCACUACCAGAACGUCAACACGACGCACGGCACGACCGACUUGUCUACAUACCCGUGGGAGCACGUCGCAGAGCCGUACCAAGCAACAAGGCUGGAGCUCACAAGCGUACCGGAGGGAGUCAGAGGCGGGUCGCACAUCAAAUGGACGAUCGAGGGCGAGACGGCCGCGGAGGGUGAAGACAAGUUUUUUUUCAACACGGUGGCGUUCACAACCCCAGGGAAGUACAAGUGCGUCGUCUCGGUGCAGAACCCGAGCACGAUCAGCACGGCGGCGGCAAGGACAUCCGUCCCCGAGCAUGAGACCGCCGCCGCCGCUGGCGGCCAUGGCGUCGUGGCGGCAUCCGACUCCAUCAUCUCGUACGCUGCCGUGGCCGCCACCACCAGUACCGCCGGCGAGAUCUUCGAGUACGAGUUCGCGGUGACGGUGAAGUACGUGCGCCGGGAGAUCCGGUCCCUGACGGAUCGCGACAGGGAGACUUUUUUCAACGCGGUGGCCGUGCUGCAGCGGGUGCCGAGCGCCGUCGGCCGUGCCGUGUACGGCGACAAGUACUACAGCAAGGACUACUUCAACCGGAUGCACCUGUACUACGGCGGAGCCCGGGACUGCGACCACUGGCACGCGGGCGCAGGCUUCGUGACCUCGCACAUCGCCAUCACUCUCAUGUACGAGCAGGCGUUGCAGGCGGUGAACCCGUCCAUCGCGCUGCCCUACUGGGACGUGACGAUCGAGGGGACCUACUACGACUGGAACGACUUCCGCACGAGCUCGGUCUUCUCAGACGAUUGGUUCGGCGAUGCCGCUCCUGGAAACACUGCUAGAACGCCGACCCAGGGGAGGUUCGCGUACGUCCCCGUUAUGACCGACGCUCGCGAGUACUCCGCGCAGUACAACUCCUACGGGCUGCUUCGGUCCGCGUGGAACAACGACCGCAACCCCUACCUCACUCGCCACGACCACCAGUUGGGCAUGAUGAACAACAAGAAGCCUUCGGGCUGCCGGCGCUACCGCGACGCCUACGUCGCGGAGGACUGGAUGAAGCUCACGGAAGCCUUCAAUGGCGGCGCUCACGGCAACAUCCACGGGCUGUUGGGUGGGACGUGGUCUCCCGAGGCGGACGAGUACGCCGCGGUCACGCCGUACAUCGUGAUCCCCUUCGUUCACCACGCAUACAUCUCGCAGAAGAUCUUGUGGCGGGAGAAUGCCAUCGAAUGCCCAGAGAGCUGCACGUUCGAUCAGGGUUGGAAAGACUGCCAGUGCAAAUGCAGCGAGUCACUCAUGGAAGGGAGGUCAGCGGCCGAGGGGCACUACUACGAAGAGAUCCCCAACUACUCCGCCGAGGAGUCCACGGCGAUUUACGAGGGGUUGAAGGACGCGCUGUGCAUCCCGACAAAAGUCGGUAGCCAUUUCGAAGCCACGAGCACCAACGACGUGACCUUCUGGGUGCUUCACCCUACCUUCGACAGGCUCUGGCACCUCUCCCGCCUGGAACAAAACCCGGUCUUCAACGAGACUUGGAUAUCGGACUCCACCUGCGUCGGCCACAACGCGGACGACGUCCAGCCCUUCCACGAUCUGUUCCUGGAAGAGCACGAGGGAGAGCCUGAUGUGGUCGGGUCGGCGGGGGGCGAAGGUGUGGGUCCCCUCAAGGGGUACUACACAAACGCGGAGCUGUAUGACCUGCUUCACCCGGCGGGCAUGCAACUUCCGUACAUGUACGACAACUUCGCGUGGCCGCACUGCGACGCCCAAGGAGUUUACAUCAACUGACGAAGUCGGAGGUGAUCCUGAUGGUCUUCAGGCUGCACCGGAGUUCGUCGCCGAUGGCGGCGUUAUGGCAUCGCAACGGACGUUCUUGGUUGUUGGGACUUCUUUACAAGUCGGCGUAUAAAGGUCGAGGACUGCUGCUGCUUUUGUCGGUUGGUGCUGCUCACUUUAUAUGCAUACAGCGUAGCCGGUUAGGGAGCAUCUACCGCUGCUCAAUGCCGCAGGGAGCUUCACGCGUUCUGGACAACGUCUGGGUCAGGGCGAGCUGUGGGUUACUUCGUUGCCAGCAAGUCUCUCCGCCCGGCUGUAUCAAACAAUCACUCACGGGCAUGUAGUUCAGGCGGAAAGCUUGUGUUUAAUUCGACGAGGGACCCGGUUCGGUCAUCUCAUAUGUCCAAACUGGAGUGAAGGCGAUGGCGGCGGCAUGCGAGUAACGCUGCGUCGACAGCAAUGUUUCGCUCGCUCCCAAAGCUGGGUAGCAUGCAUAGGCAAAAACGAUUAUUGCCGGGGAAAGUACCUAUGGAACCGGAGGCGGUUUAAGAAGACCGGCGGCGCGUGCGACCGGGAAAGGAGGCAUGGUCGAUGCAGUAGGGGGAUUUAAAGGCGCUUGGUCCGUCUCGGAAGGGUGUGUUGUGCCAUCGCGGCAUGAUGCUUGGGCAGAGACGGGAGUCCUGAGCGCCCACCCACCGGGCUGGCAGCGAGCCCUAGUCUACGUAGUGUACAUGUUGCCUUUCUUUGCGCCGUAUGCCUGUGUAGAUGGGGAGGGAGGGGGGGGUGCGUUCGUACAUGCACUUGGCCUGCAUGCUGAACAGCGGGCGGGUAAACGGGAGGCCGUGGAAUGGAUUUGAUUGGAGAGGAUGUUUCGUUUUCAAGCGCAUAGGCGGCCCUCUCAUGGUGAAUGUCCGGUCGGGGGCACCGGAGACUGUUCCAGGUAGACAUCGUCUGUAGUCUACUCCGAAUGUUUUGGGAAGAGAGGAAACCGUCUUCCACAGAGGUUGGCACGGUUUUUGGUCCCGUUUAUGAGGUUGAUAUAUCGAUUAUUUUUGCAGUGUGAUGACUCAUGUCCGUCUCGGUCAGUGUCUCUAACUUUUCGUUCUUUCCUCGUUGUGAUUUUGUAUUCAACGCAUGCAUUAUACAGCAGCGUUCAUGGUAAACAUAUUCAGGUAUCAAGUCGUCCCUCGGUUAAGGAUACACAUGGUUUUUCGGUAAGAAAGGUGGCCUGAAGCCGGCGAAGUGUCCGUAAGGUUGAUACCCCUCCUUGUGUCGUAUUUUCAAGUUAUCCCUCACCGCGGGAAUGUCCUGGAAGAAUAGUGUCCUUAACUGAGGUUAGGGUUAGGGUUAGGGUUUGCGGGAUGACUGCUGUACAGUAGUCUUGACCUUGAAAUUGUAUUUGCCGUCCUUAAGCGCAUGUUGUACGGCGCAGUGCACGUUUGAUUGUGGAGGUGGUCCUGAAGUUUCCGAGGUUUUGCUCCGUCUCUCUCAUGUUUGGGCGUGCGUGCGUGCGUGAAACCCCGACGGAAUGAUACGUAUCAGGGUGCCCUUACUACUUCGGUCGGGAAACGGCUGUGUGCAUAAGUGAGCAGCUGACUGGGAUUAGUAUCGGUGUACACUUCUGUUCGUCUGGGGGAUUGAUAUAUGUUUCCCUCUACAUUUGUUUGUCUUGGUCGUUGUUGCUGGUGUGGCUUAGCAAGAAAAUGCGGUUCCUUCCGAUCUCUUCCCAGUGAUGUCAUCCGCACGGGUCCGACCAAUGCGAAUGCCUGUCGUAGUCACAACGUACAACUACCCAAUAGAAGGCCAUACACCAUCGGUGUAAUUCUGAAGUCAAAGGGACCCAGAACAUAAUAACUAUUUUGCGCCAUUUGCACAAUGCAUUUGCACAAUGCCCAAAAGACGGAACAGCAAGGCCCGAGACAGCCAGGCGUCGCAGGCGAAAUGUCGGACAAAGAGUUGGUUCUGCCAAUGU
This is a messenger RNA of Ectocarpus siliculosus, 3913 nucleotides long. The record is from the annotation of a GenBank genome assembly. Lineage: Eukaryota; Phaeophyceae; Ectocarpales; Ectocarpaceae.